Drosophila montana is the source of this 958-nucleotide messenger RNA. RefSeq names its product trypsin alpha-3-like. NCBI's taxonomy places the organism in Eukaryota, Metazoa, Arthropoda, Insecta, Diptera, Drosophilidae. The coding region runs from base 29 to 799 and encodes 256 amino acids. Gene Ontology annotation, biological process: proteolysis. The transcript has a single exon. Gene Ontology annotation, molecular function: serine-type endopeptidase activity. The record is from RefSeq and is a predicted model, not a curated record.
AUGUUAACAGAAGUAUUUCUACCGCAACAUGGAGAUAUACUUGGCUCGACUUGUCCUGCUGAUUUCGACGGCAACGCUUCUGGACGCACGCGAUUUUUACCUCAACAAGUGGCGGCCACGCAUUAUAAAUGGAGGGCCCAUCGAUAUUCAGGAUGCACCCUGGCAGGUGGCAGUCUUGAAUGAUAGCGCACCUCAUUGUGGCGGUUCAAUUUACAGCGAGAAUAUCAUUAUAACUGCGGCCCAUUGUGUGGUGCUUAUUACUGCGGAUCACUUGACAGUCCGAGCCGGAUCCGCACAGCAGUCGUCUGGAGGUCAGGUUGAGCAGGUUGCCGUCGUUAGAAGCCAUGCAGGUUACAAUUCAGCAACGACGGAGAAUGAUAUCGCUGUUUUGCGGCUAGCUCAUCCGCUUGAACUUGGGCCAUUGGUGCAAACAAUUCCACUGGCCACGAAAGUUCCCGAAAACGGAGCCGACGCGCUUGUAACAGGGUGGGGCAAUAUAGGCCUUGAAUACCCAGAAGACUUGCAUGGGGUAAAGGUUCAAAUGAUCGACCAUGAGACCUGCGCAUUGACCGAAUAUCCGUUGCUCGGCUAUAAAAUCACGGAGGACAUGAUCUGUGCUGCCGGAGAAUUAAAAGAUGCUUGCGAUGGCGAUUCUGGUGGACCUUUGGUAUAUAAUGGAGAACUCGUGGGUGUUGUUUCUUGGGGUAUGGGCUGCGCCAAUCCCGGAUAUCCAGGAGUUUAUGCCAAUGUUGCACAUUUCCAUGACUGGCUGCUGGACACCAUUGAGAACAUUCGGUAACAUAUUCAGUGAAAUAACUUAUAGCUAAUUCUGGUACUUUUAUACCCCUUAAGCUGAAGCAUGCGAAUAAAAUGUGCACAGCAACAAAAAUAUUUAAAUUUCAGCUUAAAUAGAAAUGUGUUUAAAUAAAAUUACAGGCAUUUUGUAAUCAGACAGUAA